ACCCAAUUCAUGACGUUGUCCUCUCAUCAACUCAGCAAAACUACUCAAACAUUAACAAGAUUGGAAGAAUUAGUUGGUGUCUGAUUCGUUUUAGGUUUACUUUUUUCCCAGUUUUAAACAAAUAGGACAAAGGAGUGGAAUUUCCUUUCUGAGUCUAUCAAUUUCUCGCCUCAUCACCAUUUUUUCUCUUCCAUUGUCGAAUAUCUGCUGUUCAUCUUUGAUCUGUUCAAGAGGAAGUAAGAGUGGAAUUAAUGGAUAAAGUGAAGAGCUUCUUGGGGCAAAAGCCGAACCCUCAACAAUUAUUGAGGGAUUGGCAAAGGCGUCUUCGUCAAGAAGGUCGUAAUAUCGAGCGCCAAAUCCGAGAUAUUCAAAGGGAAGAGAAGAAUGUACAGAAGGCAAUUAGAGAAGCUGCGAAACGAAAUGAUAUGGGUUCAGCUAAGGCCCUUGCUAAGGAAAUUGUGAUGUCAAGGAAAACUGUCAAUCGUCUUUAUGAGAAUAAAGCUCAACUAAAUUCAAUAUCAAUGCACCUUGGAGAAAGUGUUGCUAUUGCUCGCACAGUGGGUCAUUUGCAAAAGAGUGCAGAGGUGAUGAAACUUGUAAACAACCUCAUGAAAGCUCCACAAAUUGCUGUUACAAUGCAGGAAUUCAGCAAAGAGAUGACCAAGGCUGGGAUAAUUGAAGAGUUUGUUAACGAGGCUCUUGAUGACGCACUUGAUUCCGAAGACGUAGAAGAGGAAACGGAGGAAGAGGUUGACAAGGUCUUAACAGAGUUGGCUAGCGAGACUGCUGCACAGCUUCCUAUUGCAGCAAGGAAGGAAAAGGCCAAGGUACCCGCACAAAGCACGAGUGUACAAGAUGAGGAAUCAAUAGCUGAAGGUGUAGAUGAUGAGGAAGAAAUGGAGGAGAUACGAGCACGGUUAGCCAAAGUUAGAUCAUAAGAUGCCAAUUCAUGUCAUCAACUUGUACUCGUCUCCAGAUCAGCUUGUAGUCCAGUAUAAAAUACGUAAAGAUACGAUUGCAAGGAUGGGCAAGUAUAGUGUACUCCUAUGAGCUUCAAAACGUGUAAUCUUAUUUCAGAUACUUGAUCUGUAACUCGAUUUUUUCUUGUGUGUGCUAACGUUAUGAAAUAUAUAAGCUAAUAGGCUCUCCAUAUCGGAACUAUACAGCGCCUGUGUAAUCAUGUGUUAUAAAUAGUACAAAAUCAAUUUUUUGCUGAAUUGAUUCAUUCUCGUGCUAAAGCUCAGUCUAUUCAGCUAUUAUGAA
This is a messenger RNA of Amaranthus tricolor (Joseph's coat), 1263 nucleotides long. RefSeq names its product vacuolar protein sorting-associated protein 24 homolog 1. The transcript has 7 exons. Bases 252 to 938 code for a protein of 228 amino acids. Lineage: Eukaryota; Viridiplantae; Streptophyta; Magnoliopsida; Caryophyllales; Amaranthaceae. Gene Ontology annotation, cellular component: ESCRT III complex; multivesicular body. The record is from RefSeq and is a predicted model, not a curated record. Gene Ontology annotation, biological process: protein transport; endosome transport via multivesicular body sorting pathway; late endosome to vacuole transport.